Molecule: messenger RNA, 1469 nt
Organism: Haplochromis burtoni (Burton's mouthbrooder)
Lineage: Eukaryota; Metazoa; Chordata; Actinopteri; Cichliformes; Cichlidae
Gene: hsd20b2
Product: hydroxysteroid (20-beta) dehydrogenase 2
Exons: 11
Coding region: 79-1023 (314 amino acids)
Cellular component (GO): endoplasmic reticulum
Molecular function (GO): oxidoreductase activity
Source: RefSeq, a predicted model, not a curated record
CUGCCCAAAGUUUGGCAGUUGAGCCACUUUUUUGGCAUUUUGUACUCUGAGCUAGAAGCAAAGGAGCUCUGCAACAAGAUGUUGUUUGCUGACCUACUGGCCAUCAUUGGAGGAAUGACUGUGACUUUCUACCUUCUGAAAAUCACUUGGAGAUGUUGGUGUGGAUUUAGAGAGUUUGUUUUAUCAUCAAAAUGGCAAGUGGACUUGAGAACAUACGGACAAUGGGCAGUUGUCACUGGUGCCACAUCUGGUAUUGGUAAAGCUUACGCCACUGAGCUGGCACGAAGAGGCCUGGAUAUUGUUUUAAUAAGCAGAUGUGAUAACAAGCUUCAAACUGUUGCCAGAGAAAUCGAGGGUGUGUAUGGAAGAAAGACUCAGACCAUCCCAGUGGACUUCACACAUGGCUACAGUAUCUACCCUGCCAUAGCCAAGGAACUACAAGGCCUGCAGAUUGGAAUUCUGGUUAACAAUGUGGGAAUGACCAGUACUGACUGUUUUGCCUAUUUCCUGGAAAUACCGGAUGCUGAACAGAAAAUCACUCAAGUGAUCAACUGUAACAUACUGUCAGUCCCUCAGAUGACCAGACUGGUUCUCCCAGACAUGGUUAACAGAGGAAAGGGGCUGAUCAUCAACAUCUCGUCUAUGACAGGUGUCCAUCCACAGCCUUUGUUGACGCUUUACUCUGCCUCCAAGACUUUCGUAACAUACUUCUCUCAGUGUCUCCAUGCAGAGUACAAGUCAAAGGGAAUUACUGUCCAGUGUGUGGCUCCCUUCCUGGUGUCCACCAACAUGACAAAAAAUGUGAAAGUGAACAGCUUCAUGAAGAGCGCUACAGCGUUUGCUCGUGAGGCUUUGAACACAGUGGGUCACUCCAGCUGCACCCCUGGCUGUCUAUCACACGCAGUCCAGAAUGCGCUUCUUACAAUGCUCUUGCCGGACUGUCUUCGGAUGUCGACAUUCCUCAUUAGGAAACUACGAAGCUCAUGCAAGAAAAACGAUUGGACCGGUGAAAACAGGGAGUAGUCAUGUGACUCCAUCUGCACUGAUAUUGAGGUUGUUUUUUUUCUGCAGGAGAAAAUUAUCACUCAAAUAUUACUGAAUUACUUCAACUCUAUGGUGAAUAAAACCCAUUCACGACUGUUUUAACUCUUAGACAACAAACUGGUUUCACCGUUUUACCUUAGGCAUGUUGACAUGGUCAAGAUGACCUGAUGACGUUCAGAAUAGGGAUGAAAGGUGAUCUGUGUGACUUUGUAUGUGGCUUGGUUUGCUUUCAAUCAAAGGGUUAUUUCAUACCCCUGAGAGAGUUUGAUUGCUCUUUCAUACAAAUAUGAAAAAGUAGUAAACUGAUUACAGCAGGGGUUGGCAACCCUAGGGUUAACUGAUGCCACGCCCAUAGCUGGACUGGCCGUCAGGCAUACCGGGCAUUUACUCGGUGGCCCGGUGACUUUUUUUUUUCUUUGUAACUG